GUAUGGUUUCUCUUUUUUGAUUUUCUCUCAUUUACUUUCUCUCCCAACUUCCCCAAUUAUUGAAGUCCACUGCAAGUGUUUCGACUCACGGGUUGGCUCACUGAGUUCGCUGCCGUUGCAAACAGUACCUAACUACCCUGCUUGACGUUGAACUUUCCAAUUCCCAGAGCCUGCUUAACGUUGAACUUUCCAAUUCCCAGAGCAUAACACAGAAUCAAGAGAUAGAGGAAGAAUCAAGAGAGAAAGCGUGUUUUAGAGAGAGAAGAAAGUGUUCGUACUAGAGAGAGAAAGAUAGUCUGAUCUCUCUAAUGGCUUUGAAUUCGACGAAGAACAAUCUGAUAUUACCAGUGACUGAUGCUCCGAGAGGCGAUGACAAGCUUUUCAAAGGAUCAGCAAUGACCAAAAGAGGAGCUUUCGCUGCAAUCUCAUACAUGUCUUGUGCUGUGCUCUUGGUACUGUUCAAUAAAGCUGCUCUUUCUUCUUAUAACUUCCCAUCUGCAAAUGUCAUCACACUUUUCCAGAUGAUAUGUUCAUGUUCUUUUCUUUAUGCGUUACGACGCUGGAAGAUUAUUUCCUUCAAUGGGGGUGAAUCCUUGACUAUCACUGAUAACUCCACAGCAUUUGUACCAUUAAGAACACUGAUUCACACCUCCCCGCUUGCACUAGCCUAUUUGCUUUAUAUGCUAGCCGUGAUGGAGUCUGUGCGGGGAGUAAAUGUACCCAUGUACACCACCCUCAGGAGGACAACUGUGGUAUUUACAAUGUUUAUGGAGUAUAUUCUAACAGGGCAGAAGUAUACAUCUUCUGUCGUUGGAAGUGUAGCAUUGAUUGUUCUUGGUGCAUUUGUUGCGGGAGCUCGGGACUUAUCGUUCGACUCCUAUGGCUAUGGUGUUGUUUUCUUAGCCAACAUCACGACCGCAAUAUAUCUUGCAACUAUAGCUCGUAUUGGGAAAUCUAGUGGCCUCAAUAGCUUUGGCCUUAUGUGGUGCAAUGGAAUAUUAUGUGGACCAUUCUUACUGUUUUGGACAUUUGUUCGGGGUGACUUGGAGAUGACGAUGAAUUUUCCCUAUUUGUUUUCACCUGGCUUUCUGGUUGUGUUGCUUCUAUCCUGCAUACUGGCUUUCUUCUUGAACUACUGUAUAUUCCUGAAUACAACUCUUAAUUCAGCACUCACGCAAACAAUUUGUGGAAAUCUGAAGGAUUUUUUUACCAUUGGACUUGGCUGGAUUAUUUUUGGAGGGCUUCCAUUUGAUACUUUGAAUGUUAUCGGGCAACUUCUUGGGUUUUUUGGAUCGGGUUUAUAUGCCUAUUAUAAGCUUGUAGGCAAGUAACUGCUCAGGGUACUUGAAGGCCAUUUUUUUUUUU
This is a messenger RNA of Cornus florida, 1365 nucleotides long. Its product is annotated as UDP-N-acetylglucosamine transporter UGNT1. Gene Ontology annotation, molecular function: GDP-fucose transmembrane transporter activity; antiporter activity. The coding region runs from base 309 to 1331 and encodes 340 amino acids. The transcript is spliced from 10 exons. The record is from RefSeq and is a predicted model, not a curated record. Lineage: Eukaryota; Viridiplantae; Streptophyta; Magnoliopsida; Cornales; Cornaceae. Gene Ontology annotation, cellular component: Golgi apparatus.